Molecule: messenger RNA, 273 nt
Organism: Babesia ovata
Lineage: Eukaryota; Apicomplexa; Aconoidasida; Piroplasmida; Babesiidae
Product: geranylgeranyl transferase type-2 subunit alpha, putative
Exons: 3
Coding region: 1-273 (90 amino acids)
Source: RefSeq, a predicted model, not a curated record
AUGACGCCUGGUGGAAAACCUUCGAACUCCUUUCUUUGUAUUCCCAAUUUUUCGAAAAACAUCUCGAAGCCGACGCAUACUUUUUCGGCAGCUUGGUUCAGCGGAGACUUCUCUGGUGUAAAUUCCCUGCUCGAGCGCGCGGGCCUUGGAGUGGGCGAACUGGGAGAGGGCUUGGCGUUUGAUUGCGUUUUUGGCUUCGGAGGAACGUUGUUUGUAGGCGGCGUGGAAGGAUUCAAUUUCUUGGAGGAAUGUUUCUUGGAAUUUGGGUUUUAA